Molecule: messenger RNA, 2999 nt
Organism: Aedes aegypti (yellow fever mosquito)
Lineage: Eukaryota; Metazoa; Arthropoda; Insecta; Diptera; Culicidae
Product: arylsulfatase B
Exons: 5
Coding region: 595-2622 (675 amino acids)
Source: RefSeq, a predicted model, not a curated record
UUAGUACCGGCCGGUUUCCGUCCCAUUCGAGUUCUGGACGCCGUCGAGAGUAGUCAGUCGUCCGUCCCAGUUGUCGAUUGUCCGUCCCAAACGAGUCUCCGAGUCCGGGCGGCCGGCGCGUUGGCUAAAUUAAUCGAUUACGCGAAGUUAUAUUCCGCCACCAUAAAAUAAAUUACUUUAAAUUGUCCGCGAAGCGUGGCCUGGCGGCAAAAGAGAGCAAAAGUGAUCUUCCGCGUGUGAAAAGAAGCCCAGGAAAACGGGGAACUCAGAACAAAACGUAAACAAGUUUGUACAAACAAAAAGUUUGUCGUCCGCCGUCCACUCGGGCCGAAUAUCUACAUAUGCCUAGUGAGUGAUAAAUCGAGCGAGGAAGCGAGUGCAUAAUUGAGUUCAGAACUGCUCGAAUCUCCUAAUUGAAUUGAGUCGUUGGAUCGAACUUACCGAACGGGGACCCACUUCUGAAGUUUUCGAGGCUAAUUGGGCAGUGAUUAAGUGCGUUGACAACGGCGCUGAAUUGGAGGAUAUCGAUCGCCCACUUCACGAGAUUGCCUUCACGUCAACGGUUAAGAUUUUCAUCAAGCUCUGCGCUGAACCAUGUUGUACCACUUGAUCAGCGUUUUGCUGAUAAGUGCUCUCCUGUUGCUCGCAAUUCCAUCAACGAACAGUGAACCCGACAAUGGCCAGCGACCCCAUAUCGUCAUCAUCAUGGCCGACGACAUGGGCUGGAACGAUGUCGGAUUCCACGGGUCCAACCAAAUCCCGACGCCCAACAUCGACGCACUGGCUUACGACGGAAUAAUCCUUAAUCGACACUACACCGCACCGAUGUGCACUCCCUCGAGGGCAUCGCUGAUGACCGGAAAGAAUCCGAUCAACAUUGGAAUGCAACACUAUGUCAUAGUUUCCGACGAACCAUGGGGCCUUGGCCUGGACCAGAAAAUCAUGCCGGAGUACUUUAAGGAAGCCGGCUAUCGGACACAUCUGGUGGGCAAAUGGCAUCUCGGAUUCUCGGCAAAGCAGUACACACCGACAAUGAGGGGGUUCGACACGCACGUCGGAUAUCUGGGACCAUACGUAGACUACUGGGACUAUACCUUGAAAUUCUCUCCGCCGAAGAGCUUCCAGGGUUAUGAUAUGCGUAAUAAUCUGAACGUAGACUACGAUUCCAACGGAACCUACGCAACGGACCACUUCACUAAGGCGGCAUCGUCCAUCAUCGAAAGACACGACACGAAAGAUCCGUUGUUCCUUGUGGUGAACCAUCUUGCUCCACAUGCGGCGAAUGACGACGAUCCACUACAAGCUCCCGAAGAAGACAUUAGGAAGUUUGAUUACAUCUCAGAUGAGAGGAGAAGAAUCUAUGCGGCAAUGGUUUCCAAACUGGACGACAGCGUUGGACAAAUCUUCAACAGUUUAAGAUCCAAAAAUAUGCUAGACAACUCGAUCAUCCUUUUCAUGUCAGACAACGGAGCACCAACGGCAGCGCUACAUGCGAACACCGGAUCGAACUAUCCACUAAGAGGGAUCAAAAGCGUUCCGUGGGAAGCGGCAACUCGUUGCGUAGCUGCCAUCUGGAGUCCACUUCUGCAAGAGAGGCAAAGGGUUUCGAACCAGUUCAUCCACAUCUCCGAUUGGCUACCGACCCUGGCCUCGGCCGCAGGCAUAGACAUCCCGUUCUCCAAGGACCACUCGGAAAUUGACGGCCAGGACCAGUGGGAAGCCUUAUCGUACGAUACGGGCAAUCCCCGCCGCGUAGUCCUGAACAUGAUCGACGAAAUCUACGGCUACAGUAGCUACAUGGAAAACGGCUUCAAGUUCGUCAACGGCACGUACUCCAACGGAUCUUACGAUGGGUGGUACGGACAGCCUAACACCUCAGAUCAAACACUUAGCGAUGAUCAGUACAUCGACUUGGUCCUGCAAACCGAAAUAACCCGAUGGGCUGGGGAAACCAUUUCUCGGGAUACGAUCAAGUAUCUACGGAAGCACGCCCGCGUCAACUGCAAUCAUCAGCCAGAAGCUAACAAAUGCAAUCCGCUAAAGCGACCAUGCUUAUUCGAUAUCAUCAACGAUCCAUGCGAGUUGAACGACCUGUCCCACAAGUUUCCCAUGAAGUUUCGGGAACUUCGCUCAACAGUUCAAACCUAUCGUCGGCUAGCCACCAAGCCUCGCAACAAACCAGCAGAUCCAGCGGCAAACCCGGCAAACUUCGGUGGUGUUUGGACUUGGUGGAGGCCGGACCAAACUCGCGAAGAACUCAUUAAGCUCGCUGAAUCCGAGCUUGACGAUCGACAGGCCUAUCUACCAAUUCCACCACCUCACUCAAGUCUACCGGAGGACGUCCGAUUGCCAGUAAUUAUCACAAUUGUUGUUGUUGGGGUCCUCUUUGUUUCCGGGGCCCUGCUCUAUAUGUCCAAUAAAAAUCUACUGCGACUCUGCUCUAGGUCCAAGGGAACAACAACGGAUUCGACGGUACAAGCUACCGAUUUGUCCCAAUCGGAGAGCGCUAGCAGUGAUGGUAAGCUUUCGGACGUGUUCGCUCAGUCUCCGCUUCCGUCGUCAUCGCUGACGGCUAGCCCCAAGGUAUAUCAAAUCAGUAAUAGCCGACUGGAUAGGUAUUGAAAUGACUGGUGGGGGUUUGAAUUGUGAUUGCACCGUAUCGGUACUAACCUUUCAACUCUUUGGGGCGAAGUUUACAUUAGGUCGUAGAAGUUUGAAAAACUAACCAAUGGUAUGGCUACUCUGUAGAUAUUCGCUGUGAGUGACGCACGACUAACUAUUUGCGGGCAAUAUUUGUACAUAUUAUUAACGAUUGCACAAAGCUUUAGCUAGGAUUUUAAGGGAACUCUGCACAAUCGGAAUUAAAUAUCAAAAUAACGUCAUUUCAUAUUCAUCCAUCACCUUCAUUCUUUGCAGGGCCAAAGGAAUGAUUUUAGGAAUUUAAGAUCUCGCUGUGAACAUCCAAGUGUACUUAAUGAAGCAAAAACAAUUGUCAUUGA